Molecule: messenger RNA, 1177 nt
Organism: Lontra canadensis (Northern American river otter)
Lineage: Eukaryota; Metazoa; Chordata; Mammalia; Carnivora; Mustelidae
Gene: THPO
Product: thrombopoietin
Exons: 6
Biological process (GO): thrombopoietin-mediated signaling pathway; positive regulation of hematopoietic stem cell proliferation; positive regulation of ERK1 and ERK2 cascade
Cellular component (GO): extracellular region
Molecular function (GO): hormone activity; cytokine activity
Source: RefSeq, a predicted model, not a curated record
GGACAGAAGUGUCCGGGGCAGGCUUGUGACCCUACUGCUGUGGAGGGGCUGUGCCCCAACACUACGUGUCUUCCUACCCAUCGGCUCCCCAGAGUGCUGCCUGCUGUGCACCUGGGUCCUGGAGCCCUUCUCCACCUGGAUAGAUUCCAGACCCUCUUCCUCAGCCCACCUGUGCCCCACCGUGCAAGAAGUGCCAGAGCCCAAGCCGCCUCCAUGGCCCCAGGAAGGAUUCAGGGGAGAGGCCCCAUCCAGGGAGCCACUCCUACCAGACAGCCUGGCCAGAAUGGAGCUGACUGAACUGCUCCUCGUGGUCAUGCUUCUCCUAACUGCAAGACUGGAUCUGUGCCUCCCGGCUCCUCCCGCCUGUGACCCCCGUCUCCUAAAUAAACUGCUUCGUGACUCCCAUGCCCUUCACAGCAGACUGAGCCAGUGUCCAGACGUUAACCCUUUGUCCACACCUGUCCUGCUGCCUGCUGUGGACUUUAGCUUGGGAGAAUGGAAAACCCAGAAGGAGCAGACCAAGGCACAGGACGUUCUGGGAGCCGCAGCCCUUCUGCUGGAGGGAGUAAUGGCAGCACGGACCCAACUGGGACCCACCUGCCUCUCAUCCCUCCUGGGACAGCUUUCUGGACAGGUCCGCCUCCUCCUUGGGGCCCUGCAGGGCCUCCUUGGAACCCAGCUUCCUCCACAGGGCAGGACCACAACUCACAAGGAUCCCAAUGCCAUAUUCCUGACCUUCCAACAACUGCUCCGAGGAAAGGUGCGCUUCCUGUUGCUUGUAGUAGGGCCCACCCUCUGUGCCAAGCAGGCCCUAUCCACGACAGCUGUCCCAAGCAAUACCUCUCUAUUCCUCACACUGUACAAGCUCCCAAACAGGACUUCUGGACUGUUGGAGACAAACUCCAGUGUCUCCGCCAGAACUACUGGCUCUGGACUUCUGAAGAGGCUGCAGGGAUUCAGAGCCAAGAUUCCUGGUCUGCUGAACCAGACCUCCAGGUCCCUAGACCAAAUACCUGGACACCUAAACAGGACACACGGACCCUUGAUUGGAACUCAUGGACUCUUUCCUGGACCCUUACCUACAGCCCUAGGAGCCCCAGAUAUCCCUCUGGCAACUUCAGGCAUGGACUCCCUGCCCCCCGACCUCUGGCCUGGAUAUUCUCCUUCCCCAGCCCAU